CUGCGCUUCUGCGUGCAGCUCCGGCUCCACUUUCACUUUCGGUCCCGGGGCGGCCAAGGCAGGCAGCAGCGGCGUGGUCCCCGAGCCCCAGCCUGCAGAUCUACUCUGUGGGGAAGCGAGAGGCAGUUCAAGCAAGAUGAUAUCUCUGUCCAUCAAACGGCCCCUUGUCACCAUGUCCUUUCUGCUUUCAUCACUGUUGAUGCUCUUAACUGUGGCAACUCCAUCCUGGUGUCAGAGCAGUGAAACGACAUCUCCAAAGGCUAAUAACAGGGCACCAUUUCCUUGGAAUAAAAUGCGACUUCCUGAGCACAUCACCCCAGUUCAUUACGAUCUCGUGAUUCAUGCCAACCUCAUCACUCUGACUUUCGGGGGAACCACGGAAAUAGAAAUCACAGCCAGCAAGCCCACCAGUACCAUCAUCCUGCAUAGUCACCACCUGCAAAUAUCUAAGGCCGCCCUGAGGAAGGGAGCUGGUGAGAGGCAGUCUGAAGAGCCGCUGAGAGUCCUGGAAUACCCGCCUCAAGAGCAAAUUGCAUUCCUGGCUCCUGAGCCCCUGGUGGUUGGGCUCCCAUACACCAUUGUCAUUGACUAUGCUGGCAAUCUUUCUGAGAGUUUCCAUGGAUUUUAUAAAAGCACCUACAGAACCAAGGAAGGGGAAGUGAGGAUACUUGCAUCAACACAGUUUGAACCGACUGCAGCCAGAAUGGCCUUUCCCUGCUUUGAUGAACCUGCUUUCAAAGCGAGUUUUUCAAUCAAGAUCAGAAGGGAACCAAGACACCUCGCCAUCUCCAACAUGCCACUGGUUAAAUCUGUGACUGUUGCUGAAGGACUCAUAGAAGACCAUUUUGACGUGACUGUGAAGAUGAGCACCUACCUGGUGGCCUUCAUUGUUUCAGAUUUUAAGUCUGUCAGCAAGAUGACCAAAAGUGGCGUCAAGGUUUCCGUAUAUGCUGUUCCAGACAAGAUAAAUCAGGCAGAUUAUGCACUGGAUGCCGCGGUGACUCUUCUAGAAUUUUAUGAGGAUUAUUUCAGCAUUCCAUAUCCCUUAUCCAAACAAGAUCUUGCUGCUAUUCCUGACUUUCAGUCUGGUGCUAUGGAAAACUGGGGACUGACAACAUACAGGGAAUCUUCUCUACUGUUUGAUGCUGAAAAGUCUUCUGCAUCAAGUAAGCUUGGCAUCACGAUGACUGUGUCCCAUGAACUCGCCCACCAGUGGUUUGGGAACCUCGUCACUAUGGAAUGGUGGAAUGAUCUUUGGCUAAAUGAGGGAUUUGCCAAGUUUAUGGAGUUCGUGUCUGUCAGUGUGACUCAUCCAGAACUGAAAGUUGAAGAUUAUUUCUUUGGUAAGUGUUUUAAUGCUAUGGAGGUAGAUGCAUUAAACUCCUCACACCCUGUGUCCACACCUGUGGAGAAUCCUGCUCAGAUUCGGGAGAUAUUUGAUGAAGUUUCUUAUGAAAAGGGAGCCUGUAUUCUGAAUAUGCUAAGGGAUUAUCUUGGUGCCGAUGCAUUUAAAAGUGGUAUUGUAAAGUAUCUGCAGAAGUAUAGCUAUAAAAACACAAAAAACGAGGACCUUUGGAAUAGUAUGGCAAGUAUUUGCCCUACAGAUGGCACACAACAAAUGGAUGGAUUUUGUUCUAGAGGUGAACAUUCAUCUUCAUCUUCGCACUGGCGACAGGAAGGCCUUGAUGUGAAAACCAUGAUGAACACCUGGACGCUUCAGAAGGGCUUUCCCCUGAUAACCAUCACAGUGAGAGGGAGGAACGUACACGUGAAGCAAGAGCACUACGUGAUAGGCCCGGACGACGCCCCAGAAACUGGGUACCUGUGGCAUGUCCCAUUGACAUUCAUUACCAGCAACUCAGACUCAGUCCAGCGAUUUUUGCUGAAGACAAGAACAGAUGUGCUCAUCCUCCCAGAAGAGGUGGAAUGGAUCAAAUUUAAUGUUGGAAUGAAUGGCUAUUACAUCGUGCAUUAUGAGGAUGAUGGAUGGGAUUCUUUGACUGGCCUUUUAAAAGGAACACACACGGCAAUCAGCAGUAGUGAUCGGGCCAGUCUCAUUAACAAUGCAUUUCAGCUUGUCAGCAUUGGAAAGCUGUCCAUUGAAAAAGCCUUGGAUUUAAGCUUGUACUUGAAACAUGAAACUGAAAUCAUGCCAGUGUUCCAAGGUUUGAAUGAACUGAUACCUAUGUAUAAGUUAAUGGAGAAAAGAGAUGUGAAUGAAGUGGAAACUCAGUUCAAGGCCUUUCUCAUCGGGCUGCUGAGGGACCUCAUUGAUAAGCAGACUUGGACGGAUGAGGGCUCCACCUCAGAGCGAAUGUUGCGGAGUCAGCUGCUCCUGCUGGCCUGUGUGCGCAAGUACCAGCCCUGUGUGCAGAAGGCAGAAGGCUAUUUCAGACGGUGGCAGGAAGCCAAUGGGAAUUUGAGCCUGCCCAGCGAUGUGACCUUGGCAGUGUUUGCUGUAGGGGCCCAGAACCCAGAAGGAUGGGAUUUUCUUUAUAGUAAAUAUCAAUCGUCAUUGUCCAGUACUGAGAAAAACCAAAUUGAAUUUGCUCUCUGUAUUACCCACAAUAAAGAAAAGCUUCAGCGGCUACUAGAACAAAGUUUUAAGGGAGAUACAAUAAAAACUCAAGAGUUUCCAGAUAUUCUUAGAGCUAUCGGCAGAAACCCAGUGGGAUAUCCAUUGGCCUGGCAGUUUCUGAGGGAAAAUUGGAAUAAACUUGUACAAAAGUUUGAACUUGGCUCAAAUUCCAUAGCCUACAUGGUAAUGGGAACAACAAAUCAAUUCUCGACAAGAGCACGGCUUGAAGAGGUAAAAGAAUUCUUCAGCUCUUUGAAGGAAAAUGGGUCUCAGCUCCGUUGUGUCCAACAAACAAUUGAAACCAUUGAGGAAAACAUACGUUGGAUGGAUAAGAAUUUUGAUAAAAUCAGAGUGUGGCUACAAAAUGAAAAGCUUGAGCUGCUGUAACAAUCCGUUCCUUGUUGGUUCCUGUGAUGUGUAAUCUCCAACAUUUUAUUGAAUGUGAAUAUUUUCAAAAUAGAGAUGGUUGUCUUGGCUCCCAGUGAAGAUA
This is a messenger RNA of Balaenoptera acutorostrata (minke whale), 3068 nucleotides long. It is a transcript of the gene ERAP1, whose product is annotated as endoplasmic reticulum aminopeptidase 1. The record is from RefSeq and is a predicted model, not a curated record. Gene Ontology annotation, cellular component: cytoplasm. NCBI's taxonomy places the organism in Eukaryota, Metazoa, Chordata, Mammalia, Artiodactyla, Balaenopteridae. Gene Ontology annotation, biological process: peptide catabolic process; proteolysis. Gene Ontology annotation, molecular function: zinc ion binding; metalloaminopeptidase activity; peptide binding.